GUCAGACAACACGUGCGCGCUCGCGAUAACGUUAUGUCUUACGAGACGUGACUCUAUGUGUUGUUAUGUAAUUGAACAUUUUAUUGACUGUUUCUGAAUAUUUGGCGACAAAAAUAUCCAGAGUAUUAUGACUGGUUUUUAUAAGCUACGUGCUGCAUAAUAUUUUGCUGAGUAAAGAGUUUGAAAGCCUUUUACUUAAGAAGCCCAUACUUUCAUAGAUAGUUAAAUGUUGUCGCCAAUAACUUACUUCAUGAAACCAUUUCCAGUAAACGUGUGAAUAGACAAUGAACGUACUGUUAUAAGUGUAGAGUUGUGAAUAUCUGUGAGUUGGACUCUGGACUAAGUGGCAGGCGACAGGACGUGGAAAACUGGAGCAGGCGUAAAAUGGAAGCUCAUGCGAACGGCCACCAAUAUAGGAGCUCUCUACCAGUGGCCCAGUUCAGUCGCGGCGACUUCUCGCUGUGGUCGGUGCUGAAGAACUGCGUGGGCAAGGAGCUGUCGAAGAUCACGAUGCCGGUGGUGUUCAACGAGCCGCUGUCCUUCCUGCAGCGGAUGCUGGAGUACCUGGAGUAUGCGCACCUGCUGCGGCUGGCGGCGGAGCAAACGGACCCUGUGGCGCGCAUGGAGUAUAUAGCUGCGUUCGCGGUGAGCGCGCUGGCGUCGAACUGGGAGCGGCUGGGCAAGCCCUUCAACCCGCUGCUGGGCGAGACCUACGAGCUCGAGCGACCGGAGUUCCGAGCCGUUUGCGAACAGGUGUCGCACCACCCGCCAGUGUCAGCCUUCCACGCGGACAGCCCGCACUUCGUGUUCCACGGCUCCGUGCACCCCAAGCUCAAGUUCUGCGGCAAGAGCGUCGAGAUACAACCCAAGGGCCACGUCACUGUGGAGCUGCCACGCUGGGGCGAGGCGUACACGUGGACGAAUGUGAACUGCUGCGUGCACAACGUGAUCGUGGGCAAGCUGUGGAUCGAGCAGUACGGCAACAUGGAGGUGACCUGCCACGGCGGCGCCGGCCUCAAGGCUAGCCUCAGCUUCAAGCCGGCAGGAUUCAACAACCGGGAUCUCCACCGGGUUGACGGGUUCAUUGUUGAUGCCAACAAGAAGAAGUUAAAGUUCGUGUACGGCAAGUGGACGGAGUACAUCAAGUGCUGCAGCGCCGGCGCGCACGAGGCGUGGGCGCGCGAACAGGACGGGCCUUCCCCCGCUCAUACCCCAAAGAAGGUGCUGGCCAAGCUGAAUAGCUUCAAGGUGGGAGCUCUGCGCUCCAUGUCCAUACAAGAUACGGACGAAGCGGAAGGUUCAGAGGAGGUUCCGAAGCCGGACGACUCCUACAACAUCGACAUACCCAACUCCGUCACGCUGUGGGAGGCGCGUCCCAGACCCGCUAACAGCGCACAGUAUUACCAAUUCACGGAGUUCGCGAUGUCCCUCAACGAGAUGGAGAAGGACAUGAAGGGUCAGCUGUGUCCGACGGACAGCCGGCUCCGGCCGGAUAUCCGGCUGCUGGAGCAGGGCGAUAUAGACGGUGCCGCCGCAGAGAAGACCAGGCUGGAGGAGAAGCAAAGGACCGCCAGGAAGGUGCUGAAGAAGAGCUCGGAUGGAUGGCAGCCGAGAUGGUUCAGCCAAGGCACCAACCCGUACACCAAACAGGAGGACUGGCUGUACAACGGCGGCUACUGGGAUCGCAACUACCAGCACCUCAAGGAUAUCGACAUAUUCUAGAGCAGCAUAGCUGGGCACCGUUAAUCAAAUAGUUAACUUCGU
This is a messenger RNA of Aricia agestis (brown argus), 1764 nucleotides long. Its product is annotated as oxysterol-binding protein-related protein 1. NCBI's taxonomy places the organism in Eukaryota, Metazoa, Arthropoda, Insecta, Lepidoptera, Lycaenidae. Bases 385 to 1722 code for a protein of 445 amino acids. Gene Ontology annotation, molecular function: sterol binding. The record is from RefSeq and is a predicted model, not a curated record. Gene Ontology annotation, cellular component: cytosol; membrane; intracellular membrane-bounded organelle. The transcript is spliced from 10 exons.